Molecule: messenger RNA, 2619 nt
Organism: Mustela erminea (ermine)
Lineage: Eukaryota; Metazoa; Chordata; Mammalia; Carnivora; Mustelidae
Gene: SERPINB13
Product: serpin family B member 13
Exons: 8
Coding region: 79-1251 (390 amino acids)
Molecular function (GO): serine-type endopeptidase inhibitor activity
Source: RefSeq, a predicted model, not a curated record
CUGCUCAGAGAAGACCGAGAGAGGGGGGAGAAGCUGACUGCAGUGAGUUUUCCCUGGCAGGAUCUUGCUGGAAUCUUCAUGGAUUCGCCUGGUGCAGCAUACACUCAGUUUGGGUUUAGUCUCUUCCAAAAGCUGAAUAAAAUACAAGAUGGCAACAUUUUCUUUUCCCCUGUGGGCAUUUCAGCUGCCAUUGGCAUGCUCGUCCUGGAGGCCCAAGAAGCUGCCUUGGUCCAGUUACAGAAGAUGCUUUUCUUUGAAAAAGACGCAGAGGGCUCAAAAGUCAAAACUGAAGAACAAAUGAUUGACAAGACAGAAGAAAUACAUCACCAAUUCCAAGAGUUUCUGGAUGAGAUAGGCAAACCCACUAGUGAUUUUGAACUAAAAAUAACCAACAAGCUAUUUGGAGAAAAGACAUACCUCUUCCUUCAAAAAUACUUAGAUUACGUGGAAAAAUAUUACCAUGCCUCUCUGGAACCUGUUGAUUUUGUAAAUGCAGCGGAUGAAACUCGAAAGAAGAUUAACUCCUGGGUUGAAAGCCAAACAAAUGAAAAAAUCAAGGACCUGUUUCCAGAUGGUUCUCUAAACAGCUUCACCAAGCUGGUGCUGGUGAACAUAGUUUAUUUUAAAGGGCAAUGGGACAGGGAGUUUAAGAAAGAAAAUACCAAGGAGGAGGAAUUUUGGCUGAAUAAGAGUACAAGCAAAUCUGUGCCAAUGAUGACACAGUGCCAUUCUUUUAGCUUCAAUUUCCUGGAAGACUUACAAGCCCAAAUUCUGGGGAUUCCAUAUAAAAACAACGACUUAAGCAUGUUUGUGUUGCUGCCCAAUGACAUCGAUGGUCUGGAUAAGAUUAUAGAUCAAAUAACUCCAGAAAAAUUAAUAGAGUGGACAAGCCCUGGGCAUAUGAAAGAAAGGAAUGUGAUAUUGCACUUGCCCCGGUUUGAAGUGGAGGAUGGUUAUGAUCUGGAGGCCGUCUUGUCAGCCAUGGGAAUGGGGGAAGCCUUCAGCGUGUGCAGAGCUGACUAUCCUGGGAUGUCCUCGCACUCCAGGCUGCACGCACAGAAGUUCCUGCACAGGUCCUUCGUGGUGGUAACCGAGGAAGGCACGGAGUCUUCGGCAGCCACCAGUGUGGGCUUUGCUCUCACCUCAGCGCCAGGUUGUGAACAUUUUCAUUGCAAUCACCCUUUCCUGUUCUUCAUCAAGCACCAGGAAUCCAACAGCAUCCUCUUCUUUGGUAGAUUUUCUUCUCCUUAGGAUAGUCAUUGCUUUGGCAGAAAACGAGUGGUGGGGUAUAAUUGAGACUAUGGAAAUAGCCCAGCCUUCAAAAAUAAAUUGUUUUACUUGCUUGCAUUCCAAUCUUACCAUCAAAAUCAGUGAUUUAAUGACUGUAAUAGGGUGCGUUGUGUUUAUAAUUGUCCUUAAAAGUAAAAUGUCUUUCUGUUUGUGCUGUGUAUCAAGUGAGUUAAAUCAAGGCUCAUUAGUAAUUUCCGGUUGAUUUCUUCUGAAAGUAAAUCAACCUCUUGUAGUUUCGUGCACGGAUGGUGAGACACAGACUCUUCAGUAAAGACUAUGGACUAAUGUUUCUGGGAGUCGCUCUGGUUCUAAUUGUGUGACAUAAUAUACAAAUAAAACAAUAAUUUACUCAAUUCAUGUGUUACUCUCUUCUUUCUCAGCAAAUAAUGUGGCCAACUGCACAGAAUUUAGAAGCACAUUAGCAAAACAUAAAGCUUAAAGCCAGAACAAAAUAAAACAGUGUAUCAGACAAAGAGGAUUCCCAUAUUUUUACCCUCUCUUCUAUGGAGAGUAACUUAUCUGUUGUCAGUUGUGGAAGCAUUUUGAUAUUGUGAAACAAAUGUGAUUUUGAGAAGAUAAAUAUUAUAGGUGAUCACUAUUUGUACCUGUCACUUUUUUUAAAAAAUAUUUCUUUUCAGCAUAACAGUAUUCAUUGUUUUUGCACCACACCCAGUGCACCACGUAAUCCGUGCCUUUCUAGAGUUUCAUUCAAAUGGACUCAUAUAGUAUGUCCUCUUUCGUGCCUGGCUUCUUUGGUUCAGCACUGUGUUUUUGAGAUUCAUCAAUGUUGCUGAGAUACUGGUAGUUUGUUGCCUUUUAUGGACAGAGAGUAUUCCAUUUUAUGGAUAAACCACAUUUUGUUUAUCCAUUUACCCAAUGAUGAGCUUUUGUGUUGCUUCCAGUGUUCGGCCAUAUGCAUAAUGCUACUAAGCAAAUGUGUGUGUGUAAAUCUUUAUACAGACAUAUGUUUUCAGUUCUUUUCAUUUAGACAUGUAGGAGUGAAAUUGCUGGGCCAUAUGAGAAGUGUAUAUUUAAGUUCCUAAGAAACUGCCAAAAUGUCCUUCAUGUUUCACUCCCACCAGCAACAUAUGAGCAUUUCGGUUGUUCUGCAUCCUCACCAAGGGUCGGUGUGGUCAGUCUUCAUUACAGACGUUCUAGAGGUGUGUUGGUAUUAUCUCAUUGUGGUUUUAAUUUAUGCAUUUCCCUUAUGACUAAUGAUGACAGGCAUGUUUUCAUGUGCAUAUUGGCCAUGGGGAUAUCUUCUUUUGCAGUGUCUGUCCAAACUUUUGCUCAUUUUUAUUAUUUUACAGUUAUGGAUUUCUAAUUGCU